AUGGACGAGUCCGUGGCGCAAUGCUGCCGCCAAGAGCGGUGGGAGGAAGCAAUCGCAUUGAUAGAGGGUGGAGCGAGUGUGGUGGAAGCCUUUGGGAAUCACCAAUACACAGCAUUGCACUAUGCAGCCAUGCACGGUGCUGUGGCAUGCGCAUCCCUUCUCAUCGCCCAUGGAUGUAACGUCAACGCUACGGGGAAGGACGGCCUUGCUCCGCUGCAUUUAAGUGUACAGAAUCGUCACAAGGACAUGACAAGCUUGUUAUUGGACAGUGGGGCAGACAUCCACCUCGGUGACCUCAAGGGAAAUCAACCGUUUCUUGGUGCGCCAUGGCACUCGAUCGUGUACCCAUGCCUUAUCGCUCCAAUCCACGAUGCAAUUCGACUUUCCAUUCAAUCGAGCGUCCACCUGCAAGCUUCCAACCUCUCCCUCCGUCAAAAAGCAAAUCGUCUCCACUAUCGGAUUGCCCAAGCCAGGUCCAGUGUGUUCGACAGCCGAACAGUCUUGUUCGACAGUCGCAAGCAUCGCCAGACCAUUGAACACGACAUUGCAACGACGGACCACGACAUUCUCGUGACGGAGCGCAACAUCGCAACCAGCGAAGCGAUGCUGCGAGACAUGCAUCAUGACAAAGUGAAGUGCGAAGCAUUGCUGGUCGAAACGGCGGCGGCAACACUCGCAAAACAGGACGAAUCGCGCGCGCUUGGCAUCGCGCACGCCAACGUGAAACUGGAAGAAGCCCAGGUCGAGGCCGAUAUUGCCAUGAUCCAGACACACCUGCGAGACAAGUGCGAGACGCUGGCAUGCAUCUCCAAGUUGAGUGCCAAUGAAAUGCUCCAAGAACACAGUUUUCGAGCUCUUGCCAAGCUGUGCUUGCAAUCCGACUCGGUUCGCAAGCUGCUGGACAAUGGCCUCGUCGUCACUGUGCUGGAUGGGCUCGACUUGUAUCCAAAGAACGUUUCGAUUCAAAAGGACGGGACUGCGAUCCUGUUUCGGAUUGUGUCGACGACGGGAGCGAUUCCAGCCAGUCAUUUACAACGCACUUCAUUCACUGUGUCGUCGGCACUCGUCGUCCUGCGCAAUUCGUCCGUGAUCAACUACGCCACUGAUGCAAACGUGGCGGCCGUCGAGGCAUUUGUAGCGUUUUUCAUGGAUGCGGCUGUUGGUAGGACGUCGCCGCUCGUCACAUGA
Molecule: messenger RNA, 1188 nt
Organism: Aphanomyces invadans
Lineage: Eukaryota; Oomycota; Saprolegniomycetes; Saprolegniales; Verrucalvaceae
Exons: 9
Coding region: 1-1188 (395 amino acids)
Molecular function (GO): protein binding
Source: RefSeq, a predicted model, not a curated record